AUGGCCUCGGUAUCUUGGCAGAGCAUUGUCGCAGAAAAGAAAGCCAGCAUUGAGAAUUCAAUUCCAAAUGAUUGGAAGAUCAAAAAUGCUCCCUCGGAGGACAACUUGAUGGAUUUCCCCGAGCGAUGUGGCAUUCUCUCACCUUUUGAUUUGGAGGUCACAAGUCUAUCGGCGACAGAACUUGUUGGCAGAUUAGCUACCGGCAAUCUCAAAGCAGUGGAUUUGACCCUUUCGUUUUGCAAAAGAGCUGCCGUUGCACAGCAGCUGCUCAAUUGUGUGCAUCUCUUUUUCCCAGAGGCAGCACUUGUACAGGCCAGGCAACUGGAUGAAUAUUAUGCACGCCACAACAAAACCGUCGGGCCAUUGCAUGGUUUGCCGAUUUCACUAAAGGAUCAAUUGCGGGUCAAGGGUACUGAAACCUCAAUGGGCUAUGUUGCCUGGGUUGGAAAGCGCGACGAGACUGACUCGGUUCUCGUUAAACUUUUGCGGCAAGCUGGAGCAAUCUUCUAUGUGAAAACCAGCGUACCUCAGACAUUGAUGGUUUGCGAAACUGUCAAUAACAUUAUCGGGCGAACUGUGAAUCCGCGGAACAAGAAUUGGUCUUGUGGCGGUAGUUCUGGGGGUGAGGGCGCCAUGGUUGGAAUUCGUGGAUCUGUGAUGGGCGUUGGAACCGACAUUGGUGGCUCUAUCAGGAUUCCUGCAGCUUUUAAUUCCCUUUUUGGAAUUCGUCCGAGCCACGGUCGUCUACCGUAUGCUGGUAUGGCGAAUAGCAUGGAAGGUCAGGAAACAGUGCAUAGUGUUGUCGGACCAAUAGCACAUUCCAUUCCUGAUCUCAAACUCUUCAUAAAGUCGGUGCUCGAAGAAGAACCGUGGAAGUUUGACUCCAAGGUCAUUCCAUUGCCUUGGCGACAGAAUGAAGAAGAAGUGAUCAAAUCUAAGAUCACCCACGGAGGUUUGAACAUAGCUACCUACCAUCACGAUAGCGUUGUACUUCCUCAUCCUCCAAUUCUGCGAGGAAUCGAUAUUGUUCGUUCGACACUUGAGAAAAACGGUCAUAAUGUGUUCUCCUGGGCUCCUCAUGAACACGAGCUUGGCGUCAAGCUAAUUAAUAAAAUCUACGCUGCAGAUGGUUGCACAGAUGUAUACAAAAACAUCAAUGCUUCUGGUGAGCCUGCAAUCCCCAACAUCAAAGAUCUGUUGAAUCCCGACCUUCCCAAGGCGGAUGUGAACGAAAUUUGGGAUGUACAAUUACAAAAAUGGCAUUACCAAUGUGCCUAUCUUGAUAAAUGGCGUGAAUUGGAAGAGAAGAUGGGACGGGAAAUCGACGCGAUCAUUGGGCCAAUUUCUCCAACGGCAGCUAUACGUCAUGACCAGUUUCGAUAUUAUGGAUAUGCAUCCAUUUUCAAUUUGCUUGACUUUUCCAGCGUUGUCAUCCCUGUCACGUUCGCUGACAAAGAGAAAGACCUCAAAAACUCGAAUUUCCAGCCUAUGGGAAAGAUUGAUGCUGAGGUUCAAGCUGAGUAUGACCCGGAAGCUUACCACGGUGCUCCCGUAGCGGUGCAAGUCGUUGGACGACGCUUGAGCGAGGAACGCGUUCUGGCUAUUGCGGAGGAGAUAAGUCGGCUUCUGUGA
Penicillium coprophilum is the source of this 1632-nucleotide messenger RNA. Its product is annotated as amidase. Lineage: Eukaryota; Fungi; Ascomycota; Eurotiomycetes; Eurotiales; Aspergillaceae. The record is from RefSeq and is a predicted model, not a curated record. Bases 1 to 1632 code for a protein of 543 amino acids. The transcript is spliced from 7 exons.